AUGGCUAACUCCCCUCUCCUUCUUGCUGACCUGAAAGCUGACCACUGUGUUCAGCCAGUAGUUGCUAGACUCCUCCGAUUUUGGGAGGCCCGGAACGUUAAGAAAGGCGGUGAGCUGCUUGGUGUAGACAUGCUCUUCCUUGACGAGAAGUCCACUGUCACCCAAGGGUCCAUCAACGUUCAUUGUCUAAACACCUUCAAACACCUUCUACGGGAAGGUUCAAUUUACACUAUGAGGGGCUUCGAUGUCACCCGCAGUAACAACAACUUCAAGCUAUGCGACUCCAAAUUUUCCAUCCGUUUCACAUCCGAUACCAGCUUCGUCGAGGUCCCAAACUCGGAAUCCUCAAUACCGAAACAGAUGUUGUGGUUCCGCAGCUAUGACGAGUUGUUGAGCCUCGUGAACUCAAACUCGGAACUUCCAGAUGUCAUCGGCGAACUGAGUAUGAUAAAGUCCAUUCAAAAUGGAGAGACCCAGAUAACAGAACAUAUAAUGAUCCAGCUCCGCCUUUCAAACGACAUCCCCGUCACACUUAGUGCAUUCGAUGCAUUAGCAAAACAGCUAAACCAGAAACUCCAGCGUGCUGGUGGUGAGCCCCGCGUCAUCCUUGCCACUAAUAUCAACCCCAAAUUCGUCGGAGGGAACUGGUAUGAGCCAAACGAUGUAUCAUUUCCAGGAAAACUUUUCCUCAACGCAACAUCAGGGACCCAUUUCUUCUUCGACAAUGUUGUUGAGGCAUCCCAAAACUACACCAACCAACAUUGCACCAUCCCCAGGACAGCAAUGGAAGACUCCAUCACCACAGUCUCGAAGAAGGUUGGCGUCCAGAAGCUUGAAACCAUAACAGUUGUGGAGCUUAAUGACUUCAUUUUGAAAUCUCCAGCUCAGGCUAUUGAUUUCAUUUGCACAAGCAAAGUCAUAGACAUCCAAACUCAGAACGGGUGGUGUUACGUAUCUUGCCCCAAGUGUUCCAAAAAACUGGUGCGCAGGAACUCUACAUUUACCUGCUAUGUUUGCCACAACCCCAAUGCCGUGGGAGUCAUAAGGUAUCGAGUUGAGUUGGUCGUCUGUGAUAGCAAAGACAAUGCAGUUUUUGUUGCUUUCGACACAGACAUGACAAAGUUGACAAGUGUCCGCGCAGCUGAUGCUGGAGCAACAAUGGAUGCAGGUUGGGAGGACAAUGGCCACAGCACUCCGCCUCCAUUUAUCACAAAUAUUGUGAGAAAGACAUACAUGUUCCAGCUGAAACUCUCGGAAUACAACUUCACACCAAAACAUCAAUCCUUUACUAUUUCUCGCAUCUUCAGUGCUCCUCAGGCUAUACCGACCCCCAAAUUUGAGACGCAGGAUGGUGCCGAGUUCCAAGGAGGCAUUAGCCGCUCCGAAGAGUCCCAUGACCACGCAGACGGCAUAAAGAACCCAACAAGUAGAACUGGCAGUGGAUUUCCGGGCAACACCAUGGGUGCUGAUGGAGUAGUAGCGGCUGAGUUACAAGCCGUGAAGAAAGCUAGGAAAGAGUAG
Molecule: messenger RNA, 1521 nt
Organism: Eutrema salsugineum
Lineage: Eukaryota; Viridiplantae; Streptophyta; Magnoliopsida; Brassicales; Brassicaceae
Exons: 10
Coding region: 1-1521 (506 amino acids)
Biological process (GO): DNA repair; DNA recombination; DNA replication
Cellular component (GO): nucleus
Molecular function (GO): DNA binding
Source: RefSeq, a predicted model, not a curated record